ACCGUGUCUCGUUGAUGCCAUUCAACGGUAACAGAAACUUCUUCCACUUUGCUUAUUUGACGACUCCUCAGUGAAGAAGCAUAAUAAUAAACCCUUGUGCUACCUUUCUUUUUCACACAGGCUUCUUGAUCUUUGCGACGAAACUAGCGCCAAGCUUGUGAAACUGAGUUGAUUGAAGCUGCGGAUCACAAUGGACUCGCAUUUGGAUACUCAUUCUGUGCCGGAUCCCAUUCAUGAAGAGAUAAUUACUCCUCCUAAAGUUGGGUUCAGGUUCCAUCCAACUGAUGAAGAAAUCAUUGGAUAUUAUCUGAAGCACAAAAUGAAUGGCAAAGAUUCCCUUGUUAAUCAUAUCAUUGGCGAGAUUGAUCUCUGCCAGUGCGAGCCAAGCGAUAUACCUGAGCUUUGCUUAAUAUCAUCAAAUGAUAAAGUUUGGUAUUUCUUCAAUCGGCCUGAUUACAAAUAUUCUAAUAGUAAACGAGCCAACAGAAUGACGAGGGCUGGGUUCUGGAAAAUCACAGGGAAGAUACGCUAUGUCAAAGCUGGGGACACAGGUGAGGAGAUUGGUAGCAAGAGGAGUUUGGUUUUCUACUCGAAAGUCCAUGAUUCUAAACCACUCAGAACCAAUUGGGUCAUACAUGAGUACCAAUCUACAAACAUCCUUGCCCACCAGUCUCAUUUUGUUCUCUGUAAAUUAAAGCAUAAAGCAGAUGAGAUUAUUGAUCAUUCACCUCCAGAUGAAGGUGAACCAAUUCGCCCUAAAGAUGCUGAAAUUGAAAAUCAUGCAGCUCAGGUCGCUGCAGAUGCAGAGCAAGUUCGGCAAUCUCGUAUCUGUCCUGCUGGGAUGGAUCCAGCAGGACUAAAGUCACAGAUGCACUUAAAACAAGGUGUUUCUGACGAGCAUUCGCUUCGCACCAAUUGCUGUGAUAAUCUACACAAGGGGUUGGAUUUGCAUUACACGAGCGACGAUGAUGUGGAUCCAAUAAAAUUGGCAGAUUCAUUUCUUGCUCUGGAUGAAUACUCCACUGAAAAAUAUGCAGAUGUCUCCAGUAAUGCCUGCAGGCUGCCAAAGCCAUUGAGCCGGAGUGACUUGGACACUGAAGACGUAGGCCACACUAAGCGUGUGAGAAAAUAUCAGCUGAGGCAAACUGUCGUAACCCCUUCUGAAACUCAGCCUUUUGGACAAGGAAUGGGUGAUCCUUAUUUUGUAGCAGUGACGGGGGCUCGCGCAGAAGGCUUAUCUGCAGCUACACUCGAUGAGGUCAAUCACAUUGGAUUAGCAUACAAACCUACAGCCAACAGAGGCGUCGCACAAUUUGCAAGUCUGGUAUCUAUGGACGAGGCUUUGGAAUUUAAGGAAAAUUGCUUGUCCGGGCAAGGACAGGGUCCAUGCUAUAGUCCUAAACAGAUCAACUGCCUUGAAUUAGUUCGUGAAGAGUUUCCAAAACGAGAGCAAUCACUAAAAUGCCGCAACUUCACAGAAGAUGAACUCAAGUCCAGCAGAGUGUCUAGGGUGAGAAAUUUAAGCUGCAGGUACAAAAAAAGGAAGCCAGAUUUGAAUCUCAGAUCAAGUGGGUCAUCAGACAAUAACUGGGAGUUUAGACCACAUUCCUCAUCAGUAUAUAUUAGCUCAUCGAAGCAUAGACCACAUUCCUCAUCAGUAUAUAUUGUUAAUGCAGUUGUUGGUCUAGUUUUGUUGAUUUUCAUUGUCAGGGAAAUGCAGAUUCGUCACUGAGCGAUGCUGCUCUCACCAGCAGCAACCCUCUUUUGUAAGGGCCUUAGACGGGAUAGACCUAAUAUUAUGUUGUCAAGUGAUACUUAAUAUUGUGACCUUAUUUAAGGGACAUGCAUGUCUGGCCUUAUAUAGACAUUUAUAUUUAACGUAGUUUCAAUAUUUUUCAA
This is a messenger RNA of Manihot esculenta (cassava), 1899 nucleotides long. Its product is annotated as NAC domain-containing protein 7. The record is from RefSeq and is a predicted model, not a curated record. NCBI's taxonomy places the organism in Eukaryota, Viridiplantae, Streptophyta, Magnoliopsida, Malpighiales, Euphorbiaceae. Gene Ontology annotation, molecular function: DNA binding. The coding region runs from base 191 to 1732 and encodes 513 amino acids. The transcript has 6 exons. Gene Ontology annotation, biological process: regulation of DNA-templated transcription.